GGGUGUGGGGCCUGGCUGGGCAAGGCAGAAGGAAGGGGUUGCUGUUGGGAAGGGAGCAAGAAUGGAGGGGUGGUGAAGACGCGCGGCGGGAGGCGCAGACGGGCCGUCGCGGGAGGUGUGACGCGGACCGGCCGUCUCCUGUAGGCCCUGGAGUCGCCGGUGCUAUCCCACGAAGCUCUUUGGGGCCAGAAAUAGCGUCUUGACCAAAAGGGAAAACCAGUUGCAAAUCGAAAUUGAUUAGUCUACCAAAAUGUAAGCGGUCAGCUGCAACGUAACCCCUCUAGCUAUGAGUUAUACCUAAGGUUGGGGGUAUUUAUUAAUAUAUUCUUUACAUUAUUUGGGGCGGGGCAUCCGCAAGUCAAGGCCUUAGGGCCCUCGAAGAUCUCCCCCGGACCUUGGACUGAGGAGGAGGGUUUUGGGUGGAGGUUAAACACUUUAAGAUGAGAAAAACUGAACUCUGUCUGAGCUCUGAAGGGUCCGAAGUGAUUUUAGCUACAUCAAGUGAUGAAAAACACCCACCUGAAAAUAUCAUUGAUGGGAAUCCAGACACAUUUUGGACCACUACAGGAAUGUUUCCCCAGGAGUUCAUUAUUUGUUUCCACAAACAUGUAAGGAUUGAAAGGCUUGUAAUCCAAAGUUACUUUGUACGGACCUUGAAGAUUGAAAAGAGCACAUCUGAAGAGCCAGUUGAUUUUGAGCAAUGGAUUGAAAAAGAUUUGGUACACACAGAGGGGCAGCUUCAAAAUGAAGAAAUUAUGGCACGUGAUGGCUCCGCUACUUACUUGAGAUUCAUUAUUGUAUCAGCCUUUGAUCAUUUUGCAUCUGUACAUAGCGUUUCUGCAGAGGGAACAGUAGUUUCAAAUCUUUCCUAGUAAUUAUUACAAAAUGCUCUUACAUGAUUUUUUAACAACAUAUUUAUUUAAACAGAAAGCUGUCAUUGAUAUACUUUAUUAAAAGGAUUUGUAUCAAUUUG
Molecule: messenger RNA, 973 nt
Organism: Sapajus apella (tufted capuchin)
Lineage: Eukaryota; Metazoa; Chordata; Mammalia; Primates; Cebidae
Gene: IFT25
Product: heat shock protein family B (small) member 11
Exons: 6
Coding region: 441-872 (143 amino acids)
Biological process (GO): intraciliary transport
Cellular component (GO): centrosome; cilium; intraciliary transport particle B
Source: RefSeq, a predicted model, not a curated record